Messenger RNA from Scylla paramamosain (green mud crab), 3189 nucleotides. It is a transcript of the gene Mtp, whose product is annotated as microsomal triglyceride transfer protein large subunit-like. Gene Ontology annotation, cellular component: endoplasmic reticulum; Golgi apparatus; basolateral plasma membrane. Lineage: Eukaryota; Metazoa; Arthropoda; Malacostraca; Decapoda; Portunidae. The record is from RefSeq and is a predicted model, not a curated record. Bases 388 to 3057 code for a protein of 889 amino acids. Gene Ontology annotation, molecular function: lipid binding. The transcript has 18 exons. Gene Ontology annotation, biological process: lipoprotein metabolic process; lipid transport.
GUGGGGUGGACGAAAGUGGCUGUCAGUGGUCACCUUGAAGUACGCCUGGUGGAGUUAUUGUAAUUUGUGUAAGUGCAUUGGCUAACGACAGCCUGCAGGAGUGUUGGCGAUACCCGCAAGAGUGUCUGAGCCGGCAAUAGGGAGUGAAUGCCGUGUUCGAUAUCACCCUGAGGCGCCUGAGGCUGGACGCUGGGAGGGGGAGAGAGGGAGUGCAGUGAGAUAAUGUGAAGAGAUGGCUAUGGUCAGUGUGAGGCGGUGCGUGUAGGCAAGGUGCUCACCAUCACUCUCUCGUAGUGACGCCGGGACUCGAGUCGCUCGUGAUCCGAGGAGGAAAGGAGGCGUGCAGAGGCUCGCAUUACCGAAGGGGGAGCAGCGUAAACCUCUGCCAUGGACCGGGCUACCAAUGUACUCUUGGUCUUCCUCACCUUUUUUGGAACCCUUUGUCAGCAGGCGCCAGCAUACACACGUCAGUUUGAGGUGGGGACGCUAUAUGUGUAUGAGUAUGAGACGUCAGUGCUCCUGAAUGAGCCACAGCCCCUACCAGUUUCUACAGCCAAAGAUGUUGGCUUUAAGGUGGAGUUAACAGCAGAAGUCACACCUGUGUGGCAACAUCCCACCAACAAUAAUGAACAAAUACUUCAGCUUACGGUGGUGACCCCCAAGUUGUCGGUGAAGGCUCGCCAAGGACCCUCUCCUCAGGGCUUUGUUCACAAGUCAUCAAGGGUAGAGAGCUUUCCGCUGCAACCACUCUUUGUGCACUGGAACAAUGGAGAGAUUGGAGAUGUGUACCAUAUUGAAGGAGGAGAAUUAUCAGUCAUCAAUGUGAUGAAAGGAAUAGCUAGUCUUUUCCAGUAUCAAGCGAAGACCAUCAAGCAGACUGAAGUGGAUGUGUCAGGAAAGUGUGAGGUGACCUACAAGUUGGUUGAUUCUUCACACAUAACAAAGCUGAAGCAGAACUGCCAGAAUGUAGUGUCAGUGCCGUACUUCAAUCAGACAAACAAGGUUCUUGAUGCAGAGGUCAGUGGUCAAGCAACAACUACAUAUGUGUUAAAUGCAGACAAAAUACUGCAAAAAGCUACAUCAAUGGAAACUCACUUCUUGAGGGUGAAGGCAAGGAAGCAAACUGGAGCAGAGGUCAUAAGUAGACAAGUGCUGCAGCUCAAAGAAAACAGAAAAGUUGCAACUAAGAAAUAUACUGGAAAAGUAGCAGCAGAGGCUGUCAAAUCUAUUGGUACUCAGCUUAGAAAGACCUUAGUAACUGAACAGCUAGCAACUAGUCCAGAUGCCAAAGAGUGCAUUACUUGCAAGUCACUUAAAGAUCUUGUCGUCAACUUCCACAACACUUUAAGUCCAAAGAAUCAAGGGACUCAGGGAGCAGCCAUAGCCUUUACUCGCCUCCUCAGGAAGAUGAGAGAGAGUGACCUAGAAACUAUUAAAGCAGUGUUGAAGGAUAAGAAAAAUGCUAAAAUUCUGCCUCAACUACUGGAUAUUGCAGCAGCAGCCCAAACUUUGCCAGCCCACAGAGCCGCCAUGUCAACACUAAAGUUUAAUGGAUCAUUGGAACUCCCUGAACGGUACCUCAUCAGCCUUUCACUGGCAACUCAUCCAUCAGGUCCUAUCGUCAAAGAUGUGAUUAACCUUUUUAAGAAGGGUGUGCAAAAUGAGAAGCUCUCCGAGACACUGGUGUUGACAUUGUCUUCCCUCGCUCACACAAUGAGCAACAUGCAAACCAAUGCCAGUGCCACCAGAAUAGUUUCAGUUGUGAAGAAGCUGCUGGUUGAGAGACUACAGAACUGCGAAACUGAGGACUGUCAGUUGAUGUACAUCAGGAGCCUCAAGAAUCUUCAAGCCAAGGAUUCUGUAGAUAUACUCCUAGGCUUUGCGGAAGGAGAAGCUCGGAAACCAGCAAUUGCUGCUACCAGGGCUCUACAAAUAAUGCCUAGCAAUUACUUAAACAGUGAGGCAUUAAAAAGAUUAGAGAGGAUCUUUUUGGAACUUGGUCGUCAACAUGACUCCAGCGUGAGGGCCAUGGCAGCAGACAUACUUCUUCAGAAUAAGCCAACUGAAGAAUUUGUCAAAUCUUUGUUGGACGUCUUGUCUUCACAAAGUGCUAGAGAGCUAAAUACUGUACUGCUGGGAAGAUUAUGGGAUUUGGCUUCUAGUAAUGAUAAUUUGCAGAAGAUCCUUCAUAAGAUUCUGAAGGAUGCCAAGUAUGCCAACUAUAAUGUACUUGGUCAAGGUGGUCUUUCCUCAGCAUUUUCACGUCCACUCUCUCAAGACAAAAGUGCCAAUUCAUCAUUCAGUAACAUAUUAGAGAUCCAGAGUGGUCUGCUGAAGAGAUCCACUGUUGAUGUGUUUGUGGAUGUGGAUGAUGCAAGCAUGAGACUGUUGUCAUUUGGCAUGUUUGCGGGUGGGCUUAGUGUGUUUGGUGGGGAGGAUGCUGUGGAUGAUGGAGAAGAAGCCAACGCAGGGAUAGAGAUAACACUGCUGAACACACAGCUACGUCCUUAUGUGUUCUUCACAGGUCAAGGAGAGCUAAUGGGACAUGUUUGGUCUGGAACAGGAUCAGAAAGAACCACAGCUCUUCAGGGCACACUUCUGCUGCAGGACCACCUCCAGAUAGUGCCUCUGCAGAAUGGUCUUAAUGCUGAGCUGCUCCUGAAUGGUGCACUGUCUUAUGACUUGGCAGGACAGAUUCAGGUUUCCCUAUGGAAUCGUAAUGCUCAUAGUCUUGUUGAAGUUGGAGCUGCCAUGGUCAUCCAGGGAGUGGCUCGUGUUGACAGCUCUUUCAUUCAGACACUGAUUGAGUUCAAUGUAGGAACACAAGCUCAACUGAAUUUCAUGUCAGAUCUUGAGUUUUAUGAUGAUGUCAUGAUGUGCCUGAAAAUGGUCCAGCCAAACACAGAAGUAGUAAACAACGUAAGAAAACUGGAGCGCAUUCCUGGCACCAACUACAUGCUCAAGAAAUAUAAGAAGAGGCUGUCCCCUGUACCAGGCAAGACUUAUGUAAUGAACAAGAAAAAUACUGAAAUUUGCAGUAAAAUGUUCAAUAAAUGACAAGGACUCUUUUAGGAAGAGUAUAUAUAUUAAAGUUAGAAAAUUGGUUACAUAUUGUAAUUAAUUUUAUUAGAUAAUAUAAUAUGUGUUGUGAUAUAUUUUGUUAUUUGAAAACAUGUAGCUAAAUUUUUA